Plasmodium falciparum 3D7 is the source of this 6033-nucleotide messenger RNA. RefSeq lists its product as uncharacterized. Lineage: Eukaryota; Apicomplexa; Aconoidasida; Haemosporida; Plasmodiidae. The record is from RefSeq and is a predicted model, not a curated record.
AUGAAAAGUUUUUUGUUUAAAAAUUUUAAUAAAUAUGAUCAAGAAUAUAAAAACAAAUAUAAAUAUCUUGAUAUAGGGAAAGACUGUUAUAAAAAUAAAAGCCUAUUUUUACAAUUACGUAAUCAUAUUUCUAUAUACAAGAAAUUAAAAGUAGAAAUAGGUAAUGUCCAUAAAAAUAAAGUAUUUUACAAUAUAUAUCGUAAUAACUUUUGUAGAAGUAAAAACAUAAUUAAAGCAGAUUAUAUUUAUAACAAAAAAAGAGUAUUGUUCUCAUCAUAUAAGAAAUUAUAUAAUAGAAAUAUAACAAAACUUAUUAGGGUGUGUCAAAAAAGUGAGCACAUUAAGAAAAAGAAUAUUUUGUUAUUAGAAGGUAAAUAUAGAGAGAACAGGAUAUUUGAUUUGAUUGAUUACGAAUUAAAGGAUAAUAGAACAAACCAAUGUAAUUGUGCUAUUAAUAAUAAAGAUAAGUGUAAAGGUAAGUGUAAGUGUGUGAGUGAAAGUAAGCUUAUGAAUGAGAGUAAGAUUAAGAAUAAUAAUAUUAUUAAUAAUUACUAUAUAAAUUCAGAUAGCAUUCCAUAUAAUAAAUGUGCUGGAGAAAACAUCUGUAGUGUUAAUAUAAAGAAACACUAUAUUAAUAAUUAUUAUCACAUAUUUUAUUACAAUCCAUAUAAAAUGAGAACAAUACGAUUUAGUAAUUUUGCUCAAGCAGCUAUUUCUUUAAAGAAAGAUACAUGUAUAAAAUUUUCAAAACUUAACUUAAGUGAUUUGUUAUUAUUUAUAAAUAAGAAUUUAUUAGAAGACGAUAUUGACCUAAAGACUUGGAAUAAUUUAUUUGUUCAUAUAGAUAAGCUGAUAUCUAAAAAGACAAAGAAUGAAGAACAAAAAGUAGAGAUUUCUCUUUUUUUUGAUGGGCUAACAAAUUAUGAAUGCUAUGUACUUAUAGAUAAUCUUAAAGAUAUUGAAGAGUGUGUAAAAAAUAAUAUUUGUGAUAGUAUAUUUUUGGAAUGUUUUGUUAAUAGUUUGAAGAAUAGGGAUAUAACCUUUUGGCAUGAGAGGAAGAGACAUGAACAUUGUGGGAAAGAAGACGAUGUAAAAAUAUUAGAAAAAUGUAAUAAUAAUAAUAAUAAUAAUGAGAAGAAGAAGAAGAAGAAGACGAAUGGUGAUGGUUAUGAUGAUGAUAGACAUAGUAUGAUAAAAAAGGAGAAUAAAGAAAAUAAAAGAAACGAAAGUAAAAUAAAAUCAUAUAUAAAGAAAAAUAUAAAGGGUUUUUUAAAUAUAUCAACAAGUGAAAAAAGUAAUAACAUGGAUAAUAAUAACAUGCAUAAUAAUAAUGAUGAUAAAAGAAAGGGUGAUUUAAUUAAGAGAGAUGUUAAUGACAAUAUAAAUAGAAAUGAAAAAAAUGAUAAGAUAUAUGAUAGAUUAAAAAUAUGUUCAAGAAAUAUUAAGGAUGUAAAAAUGAUUAAGAAAUGGUUUAAUCUUCUUAGUUAUUUUAAUAACAAAUCUGAAUUUAUAAUAAUAAUAAAGGAAUAUUUAAAUAAAAUAUUUCGACAAAAUAUUGAUGAAUUAAUAGAUAUAAACUAUUUUUCUAAAACUGUACAUUAUUUAACAAAUCAAAUUAAUAGUAAAAGUAUUCAUGCUAUAAUAUAUACAUAUGAGAAGAAAUUAGAUUUAAUGAAAUCAUAUGAUUUUAGUUAUAGUUUAAUAAUAUUAUUAAGAUUUUUAAUAUUAAAUCAUAAUUUAUUUAAUAAAAUCAUUGAUUAUGCUAUUGAUGAUCCUUUUAAAAAAUUUGAGGAAGCAAAAUAUUUUAUUCGAUUUAUUAAAAGUAUAGAUAGAUAUCCAUUAAUAUAUCCUAAUGAUAUAAUAUAUAAUAGUACAGAAUUAUUUCAAAAGAAUAUGAAUGAUUUAUAUAAUUUUACAUUUACCAUAUUUAUAAAAAAAUUAAGUAUGAAAUUAAAUGAUUAUAAUAUAUCUAAUUUAUUAUUUAUAUCUGAAUGUUUAAGUGAAGUUAUAUUUAUACCUAAUACACAAAAUAAUAUAUUACAUAUAUUUAUUAAUAAAUUAAGAUAUCAUAUAAAUAAUUCAAUAGAUAUAUUAUCAGUGGAUAAUUAUAUGUUAGUACGCCUUUUUAAAAUAUCAUCUAUUUUUUCAUUUGUACCAGAAAUGGAAGUAUAUAUAAAAAGUAUUAGAAAUAAGAAAGAGCAUGAUUUUAUGAAACCUAAAGAAUUUAUACACCAUAUGAAUUGUAAGGGAUAUGUAAGGACUCCAAAGUUGGUAAUGGAUUAUAGAAACUAUCUAAGAAGUAAUAGGAAGAGUGGUAGACAUACUAUAGCUGUUAUGAAUACUAAUUAUGUCAAGAUGGAAAAUAUAUAUAAUACUGCUAAAAAUAAAAAUGAUAUAUAUUUUAUGCAUGACAUACAAAAUGAUGAAUUCCUAUAUGAUAUAAAGGAACAAAAAGAUAAAAUUCGUGAGUAUGAUCAUACAAAUGAACAGUGUACAUAUAUUAAUAAUGUUCAUAUUGAUAUGGAUAACAACAACAACAACAACAACAACAAUAAUAAUAAUAAUAAUAAUAAUAAUGUGAGUGUACAGAAUGCUCAUCUUAAUGAAGAAUAUGUAAUUUCAAAAAGUAAAGCUCAAACAUAUAUCAAUAAUACAAAAAGUAAAAUAAGUACACUUUUAUGUGGUAAGGUAAAUGAUGUAGAUAAAGAGGAACAGCUUGGUGAAACAAAAAAUAUCAAUAAUAAUAUAUAUUAUAAUAAUAAUAAUAAUAAUAAUUAUGUAAAUACAUCUAAUGAAAAAAAUGAUAUUUAUGAUAAUGAAAAAAAUGAUAUUUAUUAUAAUGAAAAAAAAGAUAUUUAUGAUAAUGAAAAAAAUGUUAUUUAUGAUAAUGAAAAAAAUGAUAUUUAUGAUAAUGACAAAAAUGUUAUUUAUGAUAAUGAAAAAAAUGAUAUUUAUUUUAAUGACAAAGAGAAUAUUAUUGCCUCUUCAAAAAUUAAUAAAAAUAAAAAAAUUCUUAAACAUACAAAUGAACAUACUGUUAAGGACCUAAUCACAUCGACUGAGCAACAGAAAAAGAAAAACUUAUCUUUUAAUUUAGAAAAUGAUAAAGUUAUAAAUUAUUAUUAUUAUGAAGGAUCAGAACUAUCUGAAGGAAGUCAAGGUAAUAAAUUUCGUAUAGAUUCCUGUCUUACACAAUAUGAUUUGUUACAAGUAAAGGAUGAUAAAAUUUUUGAUUUAACAAAUUAUCUAAUAAAUUAUAAUAUAAAUCAAGACGUACAUAAGAAAUAUAAAAAAAAUAAAUUCUUAUUAAAAAAUAUUGUUUUAUUAUUAUGUUCUCAAAUAGAUAAGAAAUUAGAAGAUAUGAUAAACGAAAUGGAAAGUAAGAAAAUAAAUUUGUUCAUUGAAAAAAAUCAAAAUAAUAAAAAAAAUAUUCCAAUGACUAAAGAACAAUUAAUUCAAGAAAUAAAAUAUAUUAACGAAAUGAAUAAUGAUAAAAAGAAAAUAAAUAAUAAUGAAUAUAUUAUUAAUAUGAAUAAAGAUAAAAAUAAUAACAUAUCAAAUGAUAAUAAUAAAAAAAAAAGAAUGGAAGAAUUAUAUAAAAAUUAUUUAAUAUUUUAUGAUAUCAGUAUUUUAAGUGACAUAGUACAAUUUAGUCAUUUCUCGAUUAAUACAAAUAAACAUACGUACGAAUUAAUUAAAUGUAUAAAAAAAAGACUGGAAGAAAUAAUGAAUUUUUAUUAUAUAAAAAGUAAUAAGCAUGAGGAUGAUGACAUAUUAGAUAUUACAAAAAGAAUAAAUACUAUAAAUGAUAAUAAAAAGAAAAAUGUUAAUUCAAAUGAUCAUUUACAAACUUAUACAGAUAUAAAAGAAGUUAUAUAUUAUAAGGGUAAACAUAUAAAUGAUGAAACACAAAAAAAUAAAUAUAAUACAUGUACUACAUAUAAUAUAUCAAAUAUGUCUAAUUAUAACAAGACAAAUACGGUUCUAAUAAAAUAUAAAGAUAAUAAAAAUAAUAGAAAUGAGGGUAAUGUCGAUGAAAUAAUGUUACAAAAUAUAACUACCUUCAAAUUAUAUAAUUUUUAUUGUGCAUGUCGAAAUUUUAGUCCCUCAUUUUUAUUUGCGUUCUCAGAUAUUUUAUUAAAACUUACACCUAAAAUAAAUGUUAUAGAUACUGAAAAACAUGUUGAUUUAUUUAAUAAAAAGUAUAUUCAAAAAAUAGAACAUGUAAAAACAUUUGAAAGAAUUCGUAAUAAAAACAUAACAAUUCCUUUUAUAGUUUCCUUAUUACAUUCUUUAAAAAUUAUGAUAUCAUCAAAUUUGUUUUUAACUAAUAAUUUAUUAAAUAUGCAUGUAAGUACUAUGGUUCAGUAUGCAUAUUAUGUUUUAUUUUAUUACUAUUACAACAAGUAUAUGAAAAUAUGUCCAGAUGACAAAAUGUAUAAUAAAGAAUGUGACAAGGAAGUAAGGAAUUAUGAGAAAUUAUCAUUACGUGAUAAUAUUACAAAUAUGUUAAGGACAAAAAAAAAACACAAAGAUGAAAAUAAUAUGAACAAUGUGGAUAAUAAGGUACAUUCAAAUGAGGAUUCUUAUAAUACUACCAAGUAUUUUGGUACGAUGGAUAAAAUACAACUUGAUAAUAAUGUAACAAUGAAAGAGGAGGUUCUAGAAAAUGUUAAUGAUAUAGAUAAAAAUAAUGAACACAUGGAAAAGUUAAAUGUGAGUGUGGACACGCUGAAGUAUAGAAAUGAAUAUAUUAUGUAUGACAGUGAUGAUGACAAUAAUAAUAAUGAUAAUAAUAAUAAUAAUAAUGAUAAUAAUAAUAAUAAUAAUAAUAGUAAUAAUUUUUCUAAUUAUCCUAAUAAUUGUGAUAAUAUUUUAAAAGGUCCUAAUGAUGAUGAAGGAUCUGCUAUUUCUAGUAUAAUAAAAUUGAAUAAAAAGAAAAACAAAUCAUUGAUUAUCUUUGAAGAUUUAACACUAGACGACUUGUGCAAUAUAUAUUUAUGCUUGUGUAGCUCUUUAUAUUUUUUAAAUAGAGCAGAAGAAAAAUCUAACGAAAUAAAACAUUUAAUUUAUCUAGAACAUAAAUUUUUAAAAUUGAUUACAAAAAUAAAGUAUAUGAAAUAUUUGUCAGAUAAUUUUAUUUUCUUUUUAUUUAAGGCUCCUUCUACAUCUAAAUUAGAACAAAAAUUAGAUGCUAUUAUUCCUUCUAUAAAAAUAAAAAAUAGAAAAAAAAAAAAAAGUAUAUCAGAUAUUUUUUCUUCAACUACCUAUACACAACCUAUGCAUAUAAUGAGUUUACCUGCAGCAACAGCUUAUUUUUUAUGUAAAAUAAAAUUAUCUAUGUCAUCAAGUGGUAGUAAAGAAUUAAAUAUGUUAAGAAUUGAGAAUAUAAAAAAAUUAUUUGAUAUAUUAAUUGAUGAUUAUAAAUUAUUAACCAAUUGUAUUGAAGAGCUUUUUAUAAAUCCUAUACAAAAGGAAAAUAAAGACAAGACAAAAUCAAUAGACCAAAAAGAAGAAGAUAAUAAUAAAUCCUUGAAUAAUAUUGGAUCAGCUAAAUAUACUCGAAAAGUACGUAAAUAUCCAUAUUUACCAUAUCUUAUAUCUAAUAAGGUUUUGGUAAAUCAUAAUGUUUAUUUUAAAGCUCUUAUAAGUGACAUGUUUUUUGGUGUACAUGAAGUAACAACAUUAUAUGGCUUGCAAAAUACAUUAUUGAAAACAGUAAAACAUUUAGAAAAUGCACAAGUGAAUUUGAAUGUUAAUUAUAAAAUAACACAAAUUCAACCUAUGCAUAAUGAUGUCCUUAAUUAUUUAUCAGAACUUUCUAGUGUAGUUAAGGAUUGCUUAUAUACAAUAUUUUUGUCACAGCCGUAUAUUCAUAAAUCUCCAAAGAAAUAUACAACAAAAAGUUUAGUUAAUUAUUUUAUUAAUAAAUGUAGAUUUGUGAGGGAUUAUAACAUUUUUGAUGAUUCAAAUAAUAAGUCGUUUACUGAUGCGAAGAGUCACAAAUAUAUGACCAGAGAAUUUUAUAAUUGA